Molecule: messenger RNA, 7404 nt
Organism: Syngnathus acus (greater pipefish)
Lineage: Eukaryota; Metazoa; Chordata; Actinopteri; Syngnathiformes; Syngnathidae
Gene: pcdh1a
Product: protocadherin 1a
Exons: 5
Coding region: 543-4112 (1189 amino acids)
Biological process (GO): homophilic cell-cell adhesion
Cellular component (GO): plasma membrane
Molecular function (GO): calcium ion binding
Source: RefSeq, a predicted model, not a curated record
GCGAAGGGAGCAAGUCAGCCACAGCAUCUCACCACCACUUGCUCUCUGGAACUGCUUCAGAUGGGCUCUUUUAUGUAUUUUUGUUUUUUUAAGCUGUCCUUCCGUGCGAGUGACAUACGCGUUGAUCUUAUUUAACCUCUUGGUGCGUCUUUAGAGUGCGCUCCCGCGGCUACUUUCUGGUGGACAAACUUGGACCGAAAGGGAUGCGCCAGCCAGUGCAUUUUGUCUGAGGACUGAAGAUGGCCAAGAAGAACGCCGCCCCCAAUGGAACGAGGCCACUCGUUUGCCAGUUUAAUCGUCAAAUAAUUUAGAGCAAGCCGCAAAGUUAUAUUUCUGCCGAGGGGGAAGAAAAAUCAAUAUCCCUUGACCACUGUCGGGAGGGCAGACGAGGUUGCACGCUUCUGAAUUUUAAUGCGGUAAAGUUAUAACCGGAUUGAGUGACACCUGAAGUUAUUUUCUUCCUCAAAAUAUUGGUUGGUGGACGUACCCGCUUUUGGACGGAUUGUGACCAAGCUCUUUCAGGAAGAGCUUCUGAUGACCCCAUGGAUCAAAAUUUACAAGUGAUGCUGUUUGGACUCGUAAUGCUGCUCUGCAGCUCUGCUGAAGGCAGCAUUCUGUACAGGGUCCAGGAGGAGCAGCCUCCCAACACUCUUAUUGGUAGUCUGGCUGCAGAUCAGGGGCUGCCAGAUUCAGGCCAUCUAUACAAGCUGGAGGUCGGUGCCCCUUAUCUACGUGUUGAUGGAAAGACUGGAGAUAUUUUCACCACUGAGAUCCCCAUCGAUAGAGAGACGCUGAAAGACUGUCGGUCGCUUGUCAGGGGUAAGCCCUGCUACCUGGAAUUUGAAGUAUCCGUAACAGAUCUGAUACAGAAUCAAAGCCCGAGACUCAUUGAAGGACGCAUUGAGGUGCAGGACAUCAAUGACAACACCCCUCAAUUCCCUUCUUCGGUGCUGACCAUAUCCGUCCCUGAGAACACGAUCAUGGGAGCGCUGUUCGCCAUACCUAUAGCAACUGACAGGGACUCAGAUAGGAAUGGGGUGAGUGAUUAUGCCCUGACAGCGGGACAAGAUGCAGCAACACUCUUUGGUUUACAAGUGGCCGAUGACAGGGGUGGCAAGCUACCACAGCUUAUUGUUCUGGGCAACUUAGAUCGUGAGGUAAAGGAUUCUUAUGACCUCACCAUCAAGGCAGUGGAUGGAGGAAACCCGCAGCGCUACAGCAGUGCUUUGCUGCGAGUAGUCGUCACCGAUGUCAAUGACAAUUUACCAAAGUUUGAAAAAUUAACGUAUGAGGCAGAAGUCUUGGAGAAUAGUCCAGUAGGACAUUCUGUGCUGCAGGUCAAAGCAAAUGACUCUGACAUGGGCCCCAAUGGAGAAAUUGAAUACACACUUCAUCAAGCAGGAGAUCCUGUGCCAAAACUCUUACGAAUUGAUCGGUCCACUGGUAUCAUCUAUGUCAAAGGACCGCUGGACCGAGAGGAGAUUGACAGCUUGUCCUUCUAUGUGGUGGCAAGGGAUAAGGGUCCACAGCCAAAGAGCUCAAAGACCUUUGUCACCAUUGAGGUGACUGACCAGAAUGACAAUCCACCAGCUGUGGAGAUACGUGGGAUUGGUCUUGUGACACACAGUGAAGGAAUCGCUAACAUUUCAGAAGACAUGCCGGUGGGAACAGCUGUUGCUUUGGUGCAAGUCUCUGACAGGGAUGAGGGAGAGAAUGCCGUGGUCACGUGUGUGGUUGCAGGGGAUGUGCCCUUCCAGCUUCGUUCUAUCAGUGACUCAUCCAGUGACAGCAAAAGGAAAUAUUUCCUGCAAACCACCACUCCCCUCGACUAUGAAAGGGUGAAGGAUUAUCGAGUGGAGAUAGUGGCUGUAGAUUCUGGAAAUCCAGCGCUCUCCGGUACCAACUCAUUGAAAGUACAGGUAACUGAUGUGAACGAUAACUCUCCAAUAUUCUCCCCAACGUUGUUUGAGGUAGAGUUUGCUGAAGAGAACCAAGCUGGAGAAAAAGUUUUGGAUGUGAUCGCUUCAGAUGCAGACAGCGGCACAAAUGCAGAUCUUAUUUAUAACAUUGUGGCAGACACAUCCAUCAAGGGUCUCUUUGAGAUAGAUCCAAAUACCGGGGAAGUCAGAGCCCGGAACCCGCUUGAUCGUGAGCACAAAGAACACUAUGAGUUUAGGGUCACCGCAGCUGAUAAAGGCUCACCUGUCCAUAAAGGAACCGCAAGUGUUGUAAUCAAAGUCCUCGACCGCAAUGACAAUGACCCCAAAUUCAUGCUUAGUGGCUACAGUUUCUCAGUUUUAGAAAACAUGCCUCCCCUCAGCCCAGUUGGCAUGGUAACAGUUAUGGAUGUUGACAAAGGUGAAAAUGCUCACGUUCACCUAUCUGUGGAGUCAGAUGGAGGAAAAUUUGUUGUUCAAAAUGGAACUGGCACCAUUCUAUCAAGCAUAUCUUUUGACAGAGAAAAAGAGAGCAGCUACACUUUCCGUCUAAAAGCUGUGGAUGGAGGACAACCACCUCGCUCUUCUUAUGUGGGUGUAACCAUCAAUGUACUGGAUGAAAACGACAAUGACCCCGUUGUUACAAAGCCCUCCAAUUCUUCCUUCAGACUUUUGUCACCCCUUGCUUCCCCCGAUAGCCAUGUGGAGAUGGUGGAAGCUGAAGAUUUGGACAGUGGGCUCAAUGCAGAGAUGGUUUUCAGCAUUGCGGGCGGUAACCCUUACCAGUUAUUUCGUAUCUCUCAAUCCAGUGGAGAGAUUACGCUAGCAAAGGAAAUGGUCCCAAAAUAUGGCGGACUACAUCGCCUGGUGGUUAAAGUGAGUGAUAGAGGGAAGCCAGCACGUCAUGCCACUGCCUUAGUCCAUAUUUAUGUCAAUGAAACCAUUUCAAAUGUCAGUUUAGUUGAAGCUCUGGUUGGACACAGUCUUUACACCCCGCUAGACCGGGAUAUCGCCGGUGAUCCUGACAACGGCUUUGCUGCACAACGGAGCAACAUUUUGUUCGGAAGCCUCGCUGGAAUAGCAGGCGUCGUUAUGCUCAUCGUGGUGGUAGUCUUUAUACGACACCGCAUUCAAAGAGAAACAAAGAGUGGAUAUCAACCCGGCAAGAAAGAAACAAAGGACUUAUAUGCACCCAAACAGGCACCAAAAAAUGCCAAAGGGAAGCGAGGUAGGCGAGGAAAACCUCCAAAAUCUCCCAAACCACUUGGGGAAGAAGAGGAGGUCAGCCUCCAAAAAAGCCUCAAGUUCAACCUUGAUGCAGUCAAUGAUAGCCCAAGGAUACAUCUGCCCCUGACUUACUCACCAGAAAGCCCUGAUAUAGGUCGGCACUACCGCUCCAACUCCCCGUUGCCCUCCAUUCAGCUGCAAGCACAAUCUCCCUCAGGCUCGCAAAAACAUCAGGCAGUCCAGGACCUUCCGGCUACCAAUACCUUUGUAGGGACCGGAGGAGAUGACAACUCUACUGGGUCAGACCAAUACUCUGAUUACAGCUACAAGACCAGUCAACCCAAGUACAACAAACAGCAUCCCCAUCGGAGAGUGACCUUCUCCACCGCCAACCCUGUCCAGGACCUGCAGGAUGCCUCCCAGCACAGUUACUAUGACAGCGGCUUAGAAGAAUCAGAGACACCCAGCAGCAAGUCAUCGUCUGGCCCUCGCAUCGGACCCUUGACCCUGCCUGAAGAUCACUUUGAGCGAACCACUCCAGAUGGCAGCAUUGGCGAGAGCGAACACCCUGAAAACGACAUUCGCUCACUGCCUGAUGUGGCAAUGACCGGAAACUGUACAACUGAGUGCAGUGAAUUGGGCCAUUCAGAUGCGUGUUGGAUGCCAGGGCAUCCCUCUCCUGUACGCAGGACCAGGAACCCCCCGAAACUCUCCACCUUUGUGCCUUACCAGGAAAGAGGGAGUCUGGGACGCCUGGCAAAUGGCAGCGCCAUUCUGGGUGGUGAAGAGCACCGGUCACGCCUUCCACCCUCUCGCAGUGCCUAUACUAGCAGCGUUCACGAUGCCAGUCAGGACUGCCCCUUGGAGGAGAUGCCGCUCAGUGUAACAUCUGAGUUCCCACCCACCUCGCCACCUGCCCACACUCCAAAAAGAGAAAUCUAUCUGUGAAUAUUGGCCAGUGCACAAAUGAAGAAAAGAUCAACCAUGGCAGUGGAACAAAUACGGCUGCCCACCUACCAAUGCCAAUGCCCAGUUGAAAUUAACACGAGACAGUCAUGCAUUCUAUUAGCGGCGUGAUCACUCGGGUCAUUUGCCAUCCUCACCUUUUAAUUUAUUAGCAUAUUUAUUACAAAUUCCACAAGGUUAAUUGAUAUGCGCUAUAAUUUAUUUAUUCAUGAGGUUCAAAACGAGUUUGGUCAGUACUACUUUUAGUAGUAACAAAUAAUUGUUGUAGUUAGCCAAGUCCGACGGUGUCUGCAGUGAUCUUUUGAAUUUGAAAGUUGUGAACAGUGCUUUUGUGCCAUUGGUAGAUUUGGAUAGAGAGCCAAUAAGGCCAUUCAGACGGCAUUAUUCUUUUGACUACCAAUCAAAUGAAAUGUUCUCUUGUUGUACAGUGCUGUAAAUACAUUUUGAACAGUGUGCUAUACGUAUAAUUUUGUCUAGCAGAAGCUGAUAAAAAAAAAGGAAUUUGGCUCAGAAUUUCGGCGUAGUUAAGGCUUUCUUCGCUGCUGCUGUUUAAAACUUGAUUGAAAACAUAUCUGGGAAAGAAGCUCAAUUUUGUGGAAAGCAUUUAUCCGCGCCAUAUAAUCACAAACACCUUCAACCCCUAAUCAUAGCAAAAUGGCCUUUACCUCUGCUCCCUGCCGAGUUUCACCGUGGGUGGAGAAAGCUCUGCAGUAACAUUUCAACAAGCAUUAUGUUCCAUUGACUCUCAGCACUGUGACCUAUAGUUUAUCAUCAAAACGCUUGACUUGGCCAUAGUCCCCCGGAGUCACAUGGACCAAACGACAAAUUGGGACUGUUUUUUUUUUUUUUUUGCCUCAACUCCUUGUGACUCACUCACAAUAUACUAGUGUGUCAUUUUUCUGUUCUGUUUUCAAGCUCUCCUCUAUCCAGACAAUCGACUUACUAGAGCUUUCCCUUCACAAGGUAUGAUGACGCCUCUCGAAUUAAUGAAUAUGUAAAGUGCGAGAAAAAACAAAAACAAAAAAAAAACACUUAAGUGGGAAAUUGGAGUUCAUGUCGCACUUAAUGUAGUCCUCUUCAUUCUAAGCACUUUUCUUGUUUUUUUCAAAGCAUCCCAUUUUAUCACUCGCUGUUUUAAGAGGUAAAUUCAGUGCCCUGUGUAUCUACUUAUUGGAGAAAGGCGCAUGGUCCUUGAAAAGCAUCGUGCAGGUAAAUCAUCAUUAACAUAAUGUAAACAGACUUGUAUUCAAGCCAACGUUCUCAAUACAUCAAUGAUUCCCCCCCUCCCUUUGGCUACAAAAAUGUAGGGAUUUGUUUCCCCUAAUGGAAAUUUUCCAAGUCAAUCUGAAGGAUAUGCCUGAAGGACACUUUGUAUUAGUCAGUAAUUGGAAGCUAGUAAUGACUACAUUAGCCCGUCUUGCAAUAUGGUACAGUGCCAGGCGAUGUCUUUGAUUCAAACAUUGAUUUGAUUAGACUUGUAGAUACCUUUCACCUCUGCAGCAAAAUUUCCACGGUGAGAUUGUCUCUAAGUAAAGAAGAAAGAUCUCUGAAUAGACCCAUCCUAAUGAGGGAAAGUAAUGAGUCCUGAGCUGUGGUGUGUGUGUGUGCGUGUGUGUGUGUGUGUGUGUGAAGCACCUCCCCAGGACAAGGCGCCUACCAAAUAAUGCACAUCUACCCGCCAGCACUACAAUCAGUUAAAAGGAUCAGCACUUACCUCAUCACGCCGCCAUUGAAAACUGCAUUUAGAGUAAUUGAACUGAAUACAUAUGGAAAUUACUGGACAUGGCCAUGAUUAAAUAAUGUGGGCGAUUAUCCUGCCUUGAGGGGGAGAAAGAGCGCAUUAUGCUAUUUUCAAAGCCAUUUAGUGACUGAAAUAAAAUUCAAAACAACAGCCAUGAUGCACUGUGAUUAAAGCCCCACGAGUAGCCGCUUCAUGGCCCGGAAGCAGCGGGUGCGAUCACUGACCUGGAAUUGACGACAAACUGAAAGACGGCAAGGAGUGAUAAAGCCAAUGCCACAUCGCCUCAGUCACAACUUUUAUCCGUUUAGGUCUUCUUGACUCAUGUAUUUUGGACCUGCAACUGCUUUGCAUCUAUCCUUUUUAUCCCCAGGGAUUAAUCCACACCUGAUACCAGUUUAAGUAGACGCUUAUCUGAAAUGUAUCUCCUCCUCGAUCGGCAGAUUGGGGCAGGGAUGAUAGGAUGUGUUCGCCACAAAAUAAUGCUUCUGUUUUUAUUCAGAUCCUCAAACUGACACCAACACAAUCAAAGAGAAUUUACCCACGUUACUUUUUGAUUUGACGUCUUACUAAUUGACCCCUCUGAAAUAGAGAGAGGAUGACACUGAUCAAAAUAAAGGACGUCACAAAGCACUGAAAUAGAUUUAAAGUAUGUUGAAUAAUGUUUAAUUUGUACUUUGCAUUGAUUUAAUGUUGAAUUCACUUGAGUAUAUUUUGCCUCUCUGUAGUCUGUAUUGUAAAGUGAUCAUUUCUGUGGACAGCUGGACAAAUUACUGCGCUGAAAUUGGCAAGCGGUUUUGUUUUUGUGUCAGUCAAAGACUCUUAGCAAAGCGGUUGUGUGAAAAAAAUAAAAAUAAAAUAUCUGUUGGUGGUGUUAGUGUACAUAGAUCUCCACAACUCUCCGUCUGCUCGCAAAGCAGGCUGGGAUUUCGCAUGAAUUCCAAAGAUAAUUGGUAGAAACUGUUUCCUAUUUCUUUUCUUUCAGUUUCUGAAAUGUCAGUGCUGGUUUAUAUUCAAAAAGGCCCCAGAAAUUUAACUGCGCACAUAUUUUCAUCCUUUUCACCGUCCAUGGAAAACAAAGAUGAUUGCCUUGAGAAUAUGUCUUUGCAAGAGAGAAUCUAGUUGUUAUCCUAAUUAUUGGUAUAUUUAUAUGGGACAAAAAUGCUUGUGAUGCCAUGUUUUUGUACAGUUUUAUGUACAUACAGUGACGCUUUCUAAAAGUUCAGAGAAAAGCCGAUGGCACAUAAAAAUUGUAACUUGUUUUCUUGAGCUGUGCACAUCUUUGCCUUGGUUGGAUUGACCUUUGCUGAGUCGGUGUGAAUGUGGCCGUUCUAUGCCUGCACUGUAGUCAUUCACUGGCUCUCACCUCCUGAAGACUUAAUCGAGUUAUGUUUGUUGUGAACAGUGGAUUGUCUUAUCUUACCAGUUUGUUCAACUCCUGUGUUCAACUUUGUUCUGUUUUAGCAUGUUGACAACUUCUCUUGUAAUACUGUCCUCAUGAACUUUGUAAUAAAAUAACUUCAGGGAAAAAAAAAA